AUGAACAAAACUCACCCCCAGAGAAAUGGUGAUGUUGCUACUUUUGAGUCAACAAAGUCCUUCUCUGAAGAAAGAGACUGCUGCCAGCCACACAGUGCCUGUGCAGGCUGCACACGGAGACACGCCUGCAUUUCUGCCACGGCACUGCUCGUCCUCGCUGCUGUCGUGGGCUUGGCGGUGGCACUGGGACUCCUGCCACGUGCGCCAGUGAACCGCUUCUGUGCAGCCUCCAAUAACCAGACAGGCUUCUUGUGCGAUGACAGAGUGACCUGCGUCCCGGCCAGCCAGGUCUGUGACGGAGUCAGCAACUGCAGGAACAGAGAGGAUGAGCAGGAGGAACUCUGUGGUGACUUGCCCCGUAGCCUUCCGGGAUACCUGGUUUUCCGCUGCAGUAACCCCGGGUACUGGGUCUAUGCCGAUCAGAGGUGUAACGGGAUGAAUGACUGUGGAGACUGCUCUGAUGAGAUGGGGAGCUUGGCCGCCUGCCCCCCGUGCGGGUUGGAGUGGUGGAGCUGCAGCCCAGUGCUCUACGAGUACUGCUCCUGCGUUCCCAGGAGGCUGUGCCGGGAUGGCGUCCAGCACUGCCUCAGCUGGUCUGAUGAGUAUAUCUGCAGACCGUGA
Aptenodytes forsteri (emperor penguin) is the source of this 621-nucleotide messenger RNA. RefSeq names its product low density lipoprotein receptor class A domain containing 1 (gene LDLRAD1). The transcript is spliced from 6 exons. Gene Ontology annotation, molecular function: protein binding. The record is from RefSeq and is a predicted model, not a curated record. Bases 1 to 621 code for a protein of 206 amino acids. NCBI's taxonomy places the organism in Eukaryota, Metazoa, Chordata, Aves, Sphenisciformes, Spheniscidae.